CGCAAUCAAAUCGUGACCUUCCUUCGCACCGAACAGCUGGUACAGUGGUGUUCGUCAAUAUCCAUUACCUCUACCUGUUAGCGGUGUCGGUCAGUCGGUGUUCAUAUUUCGUUCUUCAUUUCAUAUUAGCUUGCGAUCGAGUAGAAUAAUGAUCGUUCUGCGAACGAGUAGACAAACAUACUAUAUCAGUGAUUGAACAUUGCAUUUUCUCAUAAUCCUUGGUUCCCCCAUUCUUCCCGCCUGGUAGUAAGGUCGUGUUUUGCAUUUAAAUUUUUGAAAGUGUGAAUCAAGUUUGUUUCAUUGUCCGAAUAUAACGAUUUUAUGCGAAUCUAACAUCUGACCACGGUUUGUAAGUGAACUUGAAUUCAGUUAACCAUGAGCGACAAAAAGAAGCCCGUUUACAUUCAAUAUGUGUUUGGUGGCCUUUCCGGAAUCGGAGCAACAUGCGUCGUCCAACCGCUGGAUCUGGUCAAGACGCGAAUGCAAAUUUCCGGCAUGGGAGGCGCUGCCAAGGAGUACAACAACACGUUCGAUGCGAUCGGCAAGAUCAUCAAGCGGGAGGGUCCUCUGGCGCUGUACAAAGGUCUAAGCGCCGCGAUCAUGCGUCAGGCGACCUACACCACCACACGGCUCGGUGUAUACACCUCGCUCAACGAUGCGUACAGACAAAAAACAAACAGGUCCCCGAACCUCCUCGAAUCGAUGGCAAUGGGAAUGACGGCUGGUGCCGUUGGUUCAUUCGUGGGCAAUCCGUGUGAGCUGAUUCUGAUCAGAAUGACCGCUGACGGCAGGCUACCGCUAGCAGAGCGUCGCAACUAUACGAAUUUCUUCAACGCAUUUCUCCGAAUCGCACGCGAGGAAGGCGUGUUAGCACUCUGGCGUGGAUGUAUUCCAACGAUGGGUCGUGCCAUGGUUGUGAAUGCCGCUCAGCUCGCUUCCUAUUCGCAGGCCAAAGGAUAUCUCGUCAAUAACGGGUACUUCAAUGAGGGUAUCGCUCUACACUUCACUGCCAGUAUGUUCUCUGGAUUGGUUACAACCGCUGCAUCGUUGCCAGUGGAUAUCGCCAAAACGAGAAUUCAAAACAUGAAAGUUGCCCCAGGUGAGGUUGCACCCUACAAGAACGCCGUCGAUGUCAUAGUGAAGGUCGUCAGACACGAGGGUGUGUUCGCUCUCUGGAAGGGCUUCACGGCCUACUACGCCCGACUGGGACCACACACGGUUCUAACUUUCAUCAUUCUCGAGCAGUUGAACUCUUUGUACAAUACGCAUUUCAUGGGUGGCAAAGGGGGCAAAUCUGGACUGUGAGAACCUAGUAUCGUGCAAUAUCGUCCGUCAAUAACAAAAUAUCGCAACAAUCGACCAACACAAAACAAAAAUAACAAAACACAAACUGUUGCAUUUCAUAUACACGAACCCGCAUGAACUUGGAAUAUUUCUGGUUUUUGUUCAUUCGUUCGAGUUAAGAGUAUAUUUUCUUCUUAUUAAAGAUUAUCCGUUGUUAUUAUUUUAUUAAAUUUUAUGUACUGUUUUGUGCUUUCGAUGAA
Toxorhynchites rutilus septentrionalis is the source of this 1544-nucleotide messenger RNA. Its product is annotated as mitochondrial 2-oxoglutarate/malate carrier protein-like. The record is from RefSeq and is a predicted model, not a curated record. NCBI's taxonomy places the organism in Eukaryota, Metazoa, Arthropoda, Insecta, Diptera, Culicidae. Gene Ontology annotation, biological process: oxaloacetate transport; phosphate ion transmembrane transport; thiosulfate transport. The coding region runs from base 376 to 1305 and encodes 309 amino acids. The transcript has 5 exons. Gene Ontology annotation, molecular function: malate transmembrane transporter activity; thiosulfate transmembrane transporter activity; oxaloacetate transmembrane transporter activity.